GCCAGGUGUUCUUUCUUUCUGUUGCUCUCGGUGACACAAACAAAGAAGCACGACUCAACAACUGCUAGCACAAUACAACUGCGCCAUUGACCUCGGCUUCCUCGUAAGGGUUAGUGCUCCGUCUUCUAUCUUUGCUCCUGCGGUGCGUGGAUAUAAUACUCAUGAUUCGAUGUCGCUAGUUCUUUCGCGUCAAAAAACAUCUUCGUAGCCUCGUUCUUAGUGUGUCUCUACCGUUCGUUACGUAUCUUCAACAUACGAAUUCAUUCUCAAAAGCCUUACUCGUACUCCUAAAACCUCGCCCGCCAGCAAGUAAAACUAAGUACAAAUGUCUGCAAAACGAACACUAACAUCACCUUCAAUGACAAGAAGUAUUGUCAUGAGCCUCCAGCACUUGUAUUUCUAUUUUCGCAAGAUGAAGGGCAUGGGUAAAGCAGCAAACGCACUAGUUGUUUCAUUUCUGUUUGUGUUUCUCAACACAUCGUUGGAUCGUGUUGGUUGGUACCAACCGGCUUCUGCGAUUAGAAGUGCUGUUUCAUCUUCAGACGAAUCACAGCACCGGGGACAACGUGAUGGCAGCUUGCGGAUCAUGCGAAAAAGAAGCCGGCGAGAGCGUGAAGGUGAUUCAGCAUCUACUGCGCACCAGGGUGCCUUGGCUGCGACACAGGGGUCCUGGUUUUGGGACAGCAACACGGAGAGUUGGAUCUGGCGUUCUAAAAGAGGGCACCAUCACGAAGGACCUCAACCUCGACAAAAAUGCGCACGACAACGACUUGAAGAGUUUGCGCUCAACACGAGCAGACGCAGACCUAGCGCGCUUGGUCGGACAGGCAAAGCAGCUCAGAGAUUUCGCCAUGGUGCCGGUGCGGCCUCGCUCGGUUCCGUGGCGCACCCAGGUAAUGGCAAUGACCCGCACCAGCAGCAGCUGCAUAACUGCCAAGAUCGAGCGGCUUUUUACAUGAUUGCAGGCCCUGAUGUAGUGAGCAAGUUGGAACCAGCUGUCGUCUCGCGCGCCGAUGUUGCAGCAGGCCUUCGUCAUGCAUGCCGAGGUGCUGGGGACGAUGGUGAAGGCGUUCUUGAAGCGUCAAUCGAAUCGUCCACAACAGCUUGUUCGCCGGGCUGUGUAACGGAGGCGUCGGAGGAUUUUUUUGUUUCGGACGACCACGAGAGUGCCGAGGAUCAGGAUGUGAAGAAGAAAGCUGCUGUUCCACGACAUGGACGUCCUCUACCAAGAACCGCUGGUGAUCCUGCUGCUGCGACGAGGACCAGACCUCUGGUUGUACUAGACGACAAACCUCCUGGACGAGGUGGAGAGGAUACCGCAGCAGGGAGAGAGAGUACCCCAACCGCACCUGCUGCUGUUGUAGGAGACGAGGGACUGCUGGGCCGGCUGCCUCUGGUCGCGACAUUGAUGUCUUGCCAUCGGAGCUCCUUCGCAAGAGGGAACGGCGAUGACGAUUUCUCGACUCGUCCUUCGCGUUGUUCCGCAAUGAGUUCUUUCCCGCAAGGGCGGGGAGGCAAUGGGAAUAGAAAUGCGAAUAUGUCCGUACCACCAGUGGUAUUUUCACGACCUACUCAUACUCUACACUGUAGUCUAACCUCCGCCUCCGCGCCGCAGUGUGCAAACACAAAGACGCCGACAGCGUCAUGCAAGGGGUGGCAUAGUACUAGUCGUGGGCCGAUACGACCCCGAUUCCACAGACCUAGGAGAGGACAAUUUCUUUGGCCCGGAGCGAAAAAACAGAACGAGAAGCAGAAACAAGGCGGGCCCAAGGCCUUGUCGGCGUUCCGGCAGCGCGCGUCGCUUCUUCGCGCAUGUGUCGCCAAAGCCUACACGAAAACUCGAAUCCGACUAAGCGGGGUGAAGAAGGCGUACUUGCGGCCGCUGUGUGCUGCUGCGGUGGAGCUCGUUUUCUCGGAGGCCUGCAGCUACGCGUUCCUGGAGCAGGUGUUGGGCCGACCAGAAACGUAUUGCGGACGGUUCUGCGCCAGCUGUCUGGCGCAGCUUCUGCGAACUGUCUUCCGCAGAGUGUAUAGGCGAGCCAUUGUGCCUCUGCUGGAGCAAAGUAGAGAAGGGCAGACCGAAAGUUGUCAGAACGUUUGUUCAUCCUCCUCGUCGCAGCAGCUGCCGCCGCCCGAUGCAAAAGUAGCUACUUUGUCCAGUUCCCUGCAGCUCCACUGCUCCGCUGCACAUGAUCGACGUGGAAGCUGCGUCAGUUGUGAGAACGCUCUGUGUAGCACGAGGUGGGCGAAAAUCUCAAAGACCGACUCGGACCGCGCAACAACUUCUCCUAUGUUGAUGCAACGACACGUCCGUCAUACCGCCGAUGGGGCUGCUGCAGUUGUCUCUCCUCCUCCUGCAUCUUCAUCUGAAGGACCAGGUUCCAUGAGGGUUCCGUCGUUGUGGAAUGGUGUGCCCCUCCGUCGGGUAUCUUGCCCAAUGCGACGCACCUCCGGGACACUCAAUCGAGAUCCUUGUUGCCCCUUGGUCGCGGCACCAGAGAGCAGUUGUAUGGUGCGUAAUUAUAGUUCAGACGGAGCUUGUGCAGAAGGUGGCUUGCUAAGCGCGCGACCGGCAAACGCCGGCGCGCCGCCCCGUGAGAAGGAGAACCAUUGGUCCUGCGCAAGGAUGCCUUUUGGUAGGCCUUCACCGCUUGCGCUUGACGAUGACGUGCCGCUUACUGGUGGGGAUCAUGCGUCCACCUCGGCUGUAACGAAGGGACCGGACCCCCUCGACACGACCUCCACGACAGAAAAACGCGGCGACGGUUCUGACAGUGAGGCCGAAGACGGAAGUACGAGCGGAACUUUUUUGACGCCAAAAACCCUCCCCGAGGUGUGUUCUGAGGUUUGCUGCAACGUCUUACUCCCUGAGAGCAUCGCGGAAGGAGACAGUCUGGCCUCCUCAAUCCUUUCGGAGAUGGCGAGUGCAGCAAUGGAAUCAACUGCGUCUGCAAUGGACGACUUGGUGAAAAGGUCUCAUUUGUGUAAAGUGGUACAGCAAGCAUACAGUGUGGACAAAGCGAGGGCGAGACUUUUGCAACGUCUCCCGAGACCCUUCAAAGCUUUUUAGAGAUAUGCUGCGGUCGUCUUUGCGAGCAAAUACAACAUGCUCUUCUCCGCACAGAAACAGCUCGAUAGCAAAGGUCCGGCUGCAGGUUUUUACUGUAGCUUCAUCACGCAGGGUAAGGAUACAA
Molecule: messenger RNA, 3194 nt
Organism: Amoebophrya sp. A120
Lineage: Eukaryota; Dinophyceae; Syndiniales; Amoebophryaceae
Source: the annotation of a GenBank genome assembly